Messenger RNA from Ipomoea triloba (trilobed morning glory), 3201 nucleotides. RefSeq names its product putative late blight resistance protein homolog R1A-10. The record is from RefSeq and is a predicted model, not a curated record. Gene Ontology annotation, molecular function: ADP binding. Gene Ontology annotation, biological process: defense response to other organism. The coding region runs from base 1 to 2553 and encodes 850 amino acids. The transcript is spliced from 3 exons. Lineage: Eukaryota; Viridiplantae; Streptophyta; Magnoliopsida; Solanales; Convolvulaceae.
AUGGCUUGUGUUGCUUUGACUUCUCUGAUGGCAACAAUUAAGCUACAGUUUCUGCAACCCAAUAAUGGAAGGGUUUCUCUUGAUGAUGAAGCAUCCAUAUCACUCAAAUCUUUGUUUGAAAAGCUUUCAUCUUUGCAAGCUUUUGUGCAGGAGAAAUCUGGAACCAGAGAAUUGGAGAUGAAGAUCAGAGACUUCGCACUGGAAGCCGAAGAUCGCAUCGAAAUACAACUAAGCAACUUUCUUCUAGCCAAGGGCACACAGGAUCAACAAAAAGCUUAUCAGCAGCAACUCCAUCAAACCUUGGGAGAAGCAGCAGAAAACGCAGCAAAGUUGCUGGAAAAAAGCAAGGAAACAGAUGAUAAAGAAGUGGUGAAUAUAAGUGGAGGACCAGUGAUUCCUUGGUUAAAACAUGAUUCGGCUUCGGAGCCCAGCAAUGUUAUGGUCGGUCGUGGCCGUGAUCGUGUGCUGAUAAUGGACAAACUCAUCAGGGGCUCUGAGGAACUAAAAGUGCUCUCAAUUGUUGGGAUGCCCGGUAUCGGAAAGACAACUUUAGCCAGAAGUGUCUAUAAAAAUAAAUUAGUUACAUCGCAUUUCGAUGUACAAAAAUGGGUUUCUAUGCCUGAUGUUGGGGGAUACGAUAACGUGAGAGAAAUGCUACACACCCUUCUUUGGGCAGUAGUAUCAGAGGGAGAAGAAAUAAAAGAGGGAAGGAUUCCUGUUGAUCUAGCAGCUGAGAAGGUAUUCAAAUGCUUGAGAGGUAAGAGAUAUCUAAUUGUUUUUGAUAACUUACCGAACAAUGAAGCUUGGGAUUAUAUCCCGUAUAAUUUACCUGAUUAUACAAAUGGAAGUCGCAUAGUGAUAACCACUACGCAUUUUUUAAGGAGGGAUAGUUGGGAUUACUCAAAUAGAAAUAUUAUGCAGCAUAACAUGAAUUUGCUAAAUCCAGAAGAAAGUUGGACUUUAUUUUGUAAUAACCCUGUUCUGAAACUCAAAGAACAUCAGACACCAUCUAUAUUUCAAAAAAUUAGGAGCCAAGUUGUAGAGCUAUGUGAAGGAUUGCCACACUCAAUUGUUGUAGUUGCAAAACGUCUAUCUAAGUGUGACAACAUAAGACAAGAGUGGAAGAAGGUUCAAAAGGAAAUAGAGUUGCUUGGAGUUCUAGAUAGGAGGGCAUUGACCCACACUUACAAUCAAUUGCCACAACACUUAAAAGUUUGCUUUCUAUAUUUUGGAGUAUUCCCAAAGCGCAGUGCAAUCAAAGUGAAACUACUUAUUAGGUUAUGGAUUACUGAAGGAUUUAUUAAUCCAUUGUGGUACAAGGAGUUAGAAAGUCAAGCUUAUGAGUACUUACAAGAGUUUGUUGAUAGAAGUCUUAUUCUAAUUGACAGUUGGAGUAGUUCUUCUGGAAAAAUUAAGGAUUGUAGGAUGCAUAGUGCCUUGCAUAGUUUUUGCGUAAGAGAAGCGCAGAAAGAGGGCAUUUUUUGUGCUUUAAAUACUCAGCAACUGCCACGAGGGUCAUUUAGCAUGUUUGCAAAUUCAUGCCGCUGGUUAAGUUUAUACACACAUAAAUUUGACUAUUAUGUGUUGUUAAGAACAAACAACCCUCGCUCCAUUUUCUUUUUUCAAGAAGAUGCUAAAAUAUAUGUAUCUUUCAAGUUGCUAAGAGUUUUGGCUUUUGUUCCAUCUUCAUUUCUUCAAAGAGUGCCAGCACGCUUACAUGAUUUAGUUUUUUUGAGAUACCUAUCUGUAACAGAAUGGUUUGAGGGCCUUGAUUAUGUAGUGUCAACCAAUCGAAACUUGCAGACACUUGUUGUUUCUGGUAAAGAAUCACAAUUUGGAGCACCUACUCGCCUGCCUUGUACAAUUUGGGAGUCACCGCAGUUACAACAUCUUGAACUUGGCAAAUCUUAUGUGAUUGAUCCUCCAAGCAUGGAUAAAGAUAAGAUGCGGACAUUAUCUUGGCUGUGCCCAACUCAUUGUAGAACAGGAGUAUAUUGUAGGUUUCCAAACAUUGAAAAAUUGGAAGUCUUUGUAUGUUGCAGCAAUCCUAUUAUUUUGGAUAAUCUUGAAUAUUUGGAACAUCUUAAGAGACUAUCAAUUUCAGUUUCGUUUGGUUGCGUUGUAACCCUUCCAAAGCCAUCUAUGUUUCCUUCACAACUAAAUAAGUUGAGGUUGAACGGUACUAACCUUUCAGAGGGGGAUUUAGAGGUAAUUGGCAUGUUGCCUCAGCUUGAGGUUCUAAAGUUGGAAAAUGCCUUUCAUGGGGAAGUAUGGGAUGUAGAAGAAGGAUUAUUUGUUCGAUUAAAAUUCUUGCUUCUAGAUGGUAUAAAGCUCGAGCAAUGGAGAGUUGGUGAAUAUUCGUUUCAAUAUCUUAAGCAUUUAGUCUUAAGAUUUUGUUAUCGUUUAAAAAAUAUCCCUAAGGUUAUGGUAGAUAUUUUUACCUUGGAGUCAAUUGAGUUGCAGUCGUGUUGUCAUUCCCUUAUCUCUUCUGCAAAGCGUAUUCAAGAACAUCGAUGGGACUUUGGACUCGCUUUAGAGAUCAAAAUCAAGUGAGCCGAAUGCAUUACAGACAAAGAAGAGUCUAUACCUUCAGAUGAUGAAUGACAAGCUAGCUAGCUAAGGGCUUGAUCGAUGCAGCAACAAAUUCGAUUGAAGAGCGGAAGAUUUGAACGGGAGGAAAGUUCUUCAAUGGAUGUUCCUGAUUCAAGGUCCUCUGCAAAUUUGAUGUCAGGAGUUAGUUGGAGCUUUUUUCGUGUUGAAAUUGGGCAAAGUUGUUGGAGUUGAUCCCUCUAAAUACAAGUUUGAUUGAGGAGGCCGAAAGGCCGGCAUCAAUUUGACCCCGGACCAAUUCCGGUUUGGCGGCGGCUUCAAUUCUUGUUCUAGGCGUGUGGGAUUACUUUCCAGCGGCUUUUUUCUCUUCGGCGGUGCGACUUUCUGGUGGCGUUAAUUGUUCUCGCGGUGCUGAGAAAUUCUCUUUCGACAGCAAAAUUUUCCUGCACAGCAGCUUGUUAAUUGGCAUACGCAUUUCUCCCUUUUUCUUCCAUUAAUUUGCUAUUGCCAUUCUUCACAGGAUUUUGCUUAUUAGUUUAUUUCAACAUUUCAUUUGCUAUUGGUUAAUGACAAUUGACAACACGUGAAUUUUAAUUGUGGAGCUCAAAUUGAGUUUUAUUCUAUGAAUUUAUUUUUAACUAAUUGUUUGAA